Symbiodinium pilosum is the source of this 735-nucleotide messenger RNA. Lineage: Eukaryota; Dinophyceae; Suessiales; Symbiodiniaceae. The record is from the annotation of a GenBank genome assembly.
AUGCACAUUCAGUCGUUCCGCACGUGUGUGCGCAGCAAAGCCACAAGCCGACUGCCCCAACAUGUUGCAGUCUGCACAGCCUGCGCAGUUGCCAACCAGCCGGUGCAAGCUCUGCAGCUGACUCGACGGAGCAUCCACCGGGCGCCGGGGCUGCCGUGGACCAUCUACCAUCCACACAUCCAGGAGCCAGAGCACACCCACAAGAUUCCAGGCGAGACCAAAGGCCUCGCCAGGUACAUUCCCAAGAGCUACCGCCACCAGCAGUUCAUAGACUCUGUCAGGUCUGGUGAGUACCUUGGGCCAGACUGGCCAUACAACAUGCUUAGCUCGGUGUUUUGGAAGGAGCGCCGCUACAACGCCACCUACAACCCCAUUCCGCCGGACAUGUCCGUCUUGCCAGGCAUUUUAUUCUUCCCUCGAUUGAAUGUGUGGUGCGUAGAGUGGUGGGAGCAGGACAAGCAACGGUUUCGCUGGUUUAGAGCCAACUAUGGCUUCAUGCGGGCGAAGCAGCACGCUGAGGACUUCCGGAGAAGCUUAAUCGAAGCGGGUCGUGUUGACAACCGUCGCACAGACCGAGAGAUUCGCAUUCAGCAGCUGGCACGUAUUGAGGCAAAGAAGCUCCUCAAGAAAAAGUUUUCGAACAAGGAUGCACGCCGUCUGGGCAAUUCAGGCAGCAAGCAAGGCCCUGCACGUGCUGCACGCCGUGAUUACCAGAAACGAGGCCUGCUGCCCUGA